Molecule: messenger RNA, 1821 nt
Organism: Mercurialis annua (annual mercury)
Lineage: Eukaryota; Viridiplantae; Streptophyta; Magnoliopsida; Malpighiales; Euphorbiaceae
Product: probable arabinosyltransferase ARAD1
Exons: 9
Coding region: 89-1621 (510 amino acids)
Molecular function (GO): glycosyltransferase activity
Source: RefSeq, a predicted model, not a curated record
AACAGCUGCGCGCGCCCAGAAAAACACAAUCUUCAGUCCAUGAUAACCACCGUCUUCUUCAAGAAAAGACAAUCACCGGUAAAUAGCAAUGGCAAAUAAACUUCAUCAUCACGCAACCUCAUCACAGUCACUAACAAGAUCCAGAUCUCCGGUUCUCCUCUUCACUCUCUCACUCCUCGCUCUCUCACUCCUCUUCUUCAUAUUUUCCCUCUCAUUCUCCUCUCAAAUCAAAUACCCGAACCCUAAUCUCACACUCCGACCCGAAACUUCGUUUGUCGCUUCCCUCGAACACUUCCUCACUGCCAAAGCCCUGCACAAGCCACCGUCAUCUCGUGACGACACGUCAGCAGCAUCCUCUACGGAAGAUGACGUUAAUAAAUUAGACGAUAAGGUUUUUGUUAGAGAGAGUGAGAGAUUGUAUUCGGAUCCUUAUUACCCGCUCCAGUUUCCGAUUAGGGUUUAUGUCUACGAAAUGCCGAGCAAAUUCACUUAUGAUUUACUUUUGCUGUUCAGAAAUAGUUACCGAGAUACUGCUAAUCUCACUUCAAAUGGCAGUCCCGUGCAUCGAUUGAUCGAACAGCAUUCCGUCGAUUAUUGGCUUUGGGCGGAUUUGAUUGCGCCGGAGCAUGAAAGGCUGUUGAAAAGUGUGGUUAGGGUUCAUAAGCAGGAGGAAGCUGACUUGUUUUAUGUGCCUUUCUUUACUACUAUCAGUUUCUUCUUGUUGGAGAAACAACAAUGCAAGGCUCUAUAUAGGGAAGCUUUGAAAUGGGUGACAGAUCAGCCUGCGUGGAAACGAUCUGGAGGGAGGGAUCACAUAUUUCCUAUUCAUCAUCCCUGGUCUUUCAAAUCUGUUCGUAAAUAUGUGAAAAAUGCAACUUGGUUGCUACCAGACAUGGACUCCACAGGCAACUGGUACAAGCCAGGACAAGUGUUUUUGGAGAAAGAUCUAAUUCUUCCUUAUGUUGCGAAUGUUGAUUUAUGUGAUGCCAAGUGUGCAUCAGAGACUGAAUUAAAGAGAACCACCUUGCUUUUCUUUCGUGGGCGGCUUAAAAGAAAUGCAGGUGGGAAGAUUCGAGCUAAACUUGUAGCAGAAUUAAGUGGAGCAGAUGGUGUGGUUGUAGAGGAGGGGACAGCAGGAGAAGGAGGAAAAGCAGCAGCUCAGAUUGGCAUGCGCAAAUCCAUCUUUUGCUUAAGUCCAGCUGGUGAUACUCCGUCGUCUGCCAGAUUAUUUGACGCUAUUGUUAGUGGAUGCAUUCCAGUAAUAGUCAGUGAUGAACUGGAGCUCCCAUUUGAAGGAAUUCUUGAUUAUAGAAAGAUAGCUAUGUUCGUUUCUUCUUCUGAUGCCAUACAACCAGGUUGGCUGUUAAAGUUUCUAAAAGGUGUAAGCCCUGCUCGAAGGAGGGAAAUGCAAAGGAAUCUUGUCAAGUACUCGAGGCAUUUUUUGUAUUCCAAUCCAGCUCAGCCCCUGGGUCCAGAAGACUUGAUGUGGAGAAUGAUGGCUGGCAAAUUGGUGAACAUGAAGCUUCACGUGCGGAGAUCACAGCGCAUGGUUAAAGAGUCAAGGAGCGUAUGUACUUGCGAUUGUAAAGCUGCCAACUUUACAGGUCCCACUACUUUGUAAUUUAAGAAAAAUUGUUAUCUAAAUAGAACAUCGUUCAGCGGUUCAUACUUAUUGGUUUCAUCUCGAAAAAAAAACAUGUAGUCGAAAAAACCUUCCCAUUUGUUAUUAUUAUUUUUAGAAAAAAGGUGUCGUGUGUGGGAAAAACGUUCCACCAUGUUAGAUCUCUCAUUGUCUUGCAGUGAAUAGGCUUGUUCUUUCAA